AUGAAGGAGCGAAACUAUCGUGCCGACUGGGGAGACGUUGUUUCCUUUGUCCAACGCAUGCGCGAGAAGGCCAAGCGGCUUCAAGUCGACUUGUUGGUAGUUGACCCUGGGCUUGAAACAAAGGCGACUUGCAUGACGGGGCCGGACUCAGCGAUCAACGUCUACGUCAACGACACCACGACGAAUGAUAACGAGCUCGUGCCCAUUGGCAGUCGGGUUUGGUACUUCCAAACACCCUACGGAAUUCGAAUCAUGGCAUUUGACAUCAUAUUUGACAUGGACCCGCCUGCCGAUGACACUGAAGUACACCUGGCACACACCAUGAUAGAGGAAGACUGGUUCAAAUCCGCAGUGCAGCACGAGGAUAUCGAUUUGAACGACACCCAGGCAUCCCGGUCCAGGAAAUACGAUGAGACCGUGAGAUGGUUUGCUAUGUCUGGGAUCAAAUCAAACACAUGUAGUGGUGUCAUGAAUCCUCUUGGAGUCUUAAAUCCAACCCGACCAGCGAAGAGUAUCCAACCACAGCCAGGCGCCAGCGAGAACUCUCAAUCACUUGACGCCACUGUGCGGUCAGACUUGAGAUACAGACGGCAAGGACCAAGAGUUGAUACCCCAGAUGGACUUGGAGUCAGCAAGAGAAUCCCAGAGCUUUGA
Talaromyces atroroseus is the source of this 654-nucleotide messenger RNA. RefSeq lists its product as hypothetical. The transcript has 5 exons. The coding region runs from base 1 to 654 and encodes 217 amino acids. Lineage: Eukaryota; Fungi; Ascomycota; Eurotiomycetes; Eurotiales; Trichocomaceae. The record is from RefSeq and is a predicted model, not a curated record.